Bactrocera neohumeralis is the source of this 1011-nucleotide messenger RNA. Its product is annotated as putative nuclease HARBI1. The coding region runs from base 53 to 955 and encodes 300 amino acids. The transcript has 2 exons. The record is from RefSeq and is a predicted model, not a curated record. Lineage: Eukaryota; Metazoa; Arthropoda; Insecta; Diptera; Tephritidae.
CUUACUUUACAGAUUCAUAUCACAUUAUCGGCUGAAUAAAGACGCAUUUAUUAUGGUGUUAAAUAUAAUAGAACCACAUUUGCAGCCCACGACUAUUCCACCGAUAAUUCAAUUGGCAGCAACACUGCGUUUUUUAGCAGAAGGGGCUUACCAACGGGGAGUAGGCCGUGAUUCUUGUAUCAGUUUGGCAAGAAGCACGGUGUCGCAGAUUUUAACAAAAGUGAUGUGCCUCUUAGAGAAUUACAUUUGCGGUCAGUGGGUAAAACUUUCUAUGGAUGAUAGCGAAAAAUUGAUUUCAAGAAAUCACUUUUUUGGAAAGUACAAAAUACCCGGAAUAGUCGGUUGUAUAGAUGGAACACAUAUAAAAAUAAUAAAACCACCUGAUAAUGAGCAUUUAUAUUUUAACAGAAAGGGAUAUUUUAGCAUAAAUGCGAUGAUAAUUUGUGACAACGAUAUGCAAAUACGUGCAGUUGAUGCGCGGUAUCCCGGUUCAAGUCAUGAUGCAUUCAUCUGGGGUAUGAGUCACGCUAAACAAUAUUUCCGUACACAGUAUGAGAGUGGGCAGCGUUCAUUGAGGUUGCUGGGCGAUUGCGGCUACGGAAUUGAACCAUUUUUGUUAACACCUUAUAGAGAUCCACAGUUUAACUCAAUGGAGUAUAAGUUUAACAUAGCACAUACGGCUGCACGGAAUAUUGUGGAAAGGACAAUCGGAGUUUUAAAGAGCCGUUUCCGAUGUUUAAUGUCCACAUUACAUUACCGCCCUGAAAAAGUGGUUAAAAUUGUAAACGUCUGUUGUGCCUUACACAACAUCUGCAGACGUUACAACAUUGAAUAUAAUCAGGAAGUAGUAAUUCUUGCAAAUGAGACUGACGAUGGCAAUUUUUUCCACUCUGAUAAUGGUUCAAUGCAGAGCGAAGGCCGGAGAAUAAGAGACGAAAUAGCAAAUACUUUGUAACUCAAUGAAUUUAUUUCUUAAUUUUAAAUAUAACAGUCUUCAUGACUAAACUAAAA